UCCUCAUCGACCUCAUCCACAACCCAACUAAAACUACUCGCCUCUUACGUACCAAAAGUCCACCCCACCACCUACCCUCUACAAUGACUCCCCCACCCCCCACCUCAAAAGCCUACACCCUCUACACCUACUACCAAUCCACCUGCGCCAACCGCGUCGUAAUCGCACUCCACCACAAAUCCCUCCCCUUCGCGCACCACUACAUCGACCUGCGCGCGGCCGAGCACGAGACCGCCGCCUUCGCCGCCCUCAACCCCAGCCGCAGCCUGCCCGUACUAGUCAUCACCGACGCGACAACAGGCACCGAGACGAUCCUCACGCAAUCCGUGGCCAUCCUCGAAUACCUCGAAGAAGCGCACCCGGACCGACCCGCGCUCCUGCCACCGCUCGACGCAGCGCCGCUCCACCGCGCCCGCGUCCGCGAGCUCGUCAACCUCAUCACCAACGACAUCCAGCCGCUCUCGAACGGGCGGAUCGCGCGCCGCGUGCGGCAGAUCCGCGACGAGGUGCAGGAUCAGUUGAGCUUUGUGCAGGAGGUGAACCUCGCCGGGUUGACGGCGUACGAGCGGUUGUUGGAGCGGUACGGCGCGGACAGCACGUACUCCGUCGGCGACGCGGUGACCCUCGCGGAUGUCUGUUUGGUGCCGGCGGUGGAGAUGGCGGUGGCGUAUCGCACGGAUUUGACUGCCUUGGUCAGGGUCCGGGCCGUCGUGGAGAGGUUGAAGGCUUUGGAGGCGUUUCGCAGGGGCGAUUGGAGGAGGCAGGGGGAUACGCCGGGUGAGGUUAGAGUUGAGUAGGUUGUCACUGAACUGAGUUUGAAGUGUGUGGUAUACUAUAGGUUAUAGAGCAGCUGGCGGUGGUGGGAGCCGCUGCGUUACGGGAUAUAUAUGUGGCAUGGAAAGCACAGGUGGGAUAAGGCCUUAUAAUACCGGUAACCAUCACUCAAGAAUCUGUAUUGGAUUAAUU
Molecule: messenger RNA, 966 nt
Organism: Aspergillus brunneoviolaceus CBS 621.78
Lineage: Eukaryota; Fungi; Ascomycota; Eurotiomycetes; Eurotiales; Aspergillaceae
Product: maleylacetoacetate isomerase
Exons: 1
Coding region: 84-797 (237 amino acids)
Biological process (GO): glutathione metabolic process; L-phenylalanine catabolic process
Cellular component (GO): mitochondrion; cytoplasm
Molecular function (GO): glutathione transferase activity; maleylacetoacetate isomerase activity
Source: RefSeq, a predicted model, not a curated record